GUUCUAUCGCGACUCGUCAUUUGAACGCCCGCUGUGCCCGUACAGGUCCCCUCCAACUCGGCACUGCGUACCCACACCGAGUACUGUCGAGCGCAGUGCACAGCCUCUGCGUACAGGGCAAGGAUUUCGUUUUGAACAGAGAGGAGAACCUUUCGCCGACCGGAUUCGACGAUGGAAUUGUAAGCAGGGUGACUGUCUAGCUGGGAAGAGAACAUCAUACAGAGGGAGCGUCUACUGCGGGAGCCGCCGUGUUUAAUGAGUGCGUCACAGAGACACAAGCCCGCGACUUUCACAUCCCAUCUCCAACCCAUUAGUCUCGCAGCCACUGAGAUGUGAAGGCUGCCUCCCGGAUAGACCUCUCUCAAGGACACAACUAGCACUCUGACAAAAGGAUGGAGACGAGACAGAACCAAAGGAGCGUAAAAAUGGAUGAUAAAUGCGCCAUUCUGGUGACGGAGGAAGCUCGUGACAGAUCUGGCUGCCGACGCCGUGCCCACAGCGCCGAGAAGGGAUCAAUAUCGCGCCGCAUUGACAAGGAGGACUCUCCCUCGGCGGUUUGAAAGGCGCUAUCGAACAGUUUUAGUACUCUCUGGCGAGGUGACGCUUUCAGCAGGUGGCUUUUGAUGUCAGCGGAUUGCAAAUCAUGGACUCCCAUAUAAAGUGAGGAAAUUGGUUAAGCGUCAAGUCACGAGAAAGUCUGUGUAACGGAUAUUUCAGCUGGAUGGGAUAGUCGACAUUACGGGAAAAAAACGGCACAUUGUUGCGUUUAUCUGGGUGAAGGAAAGAGUAGCGCUCAUUGACAGCUGUUCGCAUGAUACCAACUUCUCUACUAGUCCGAAGUGUCGGCGGAUUUGCCACGGGAAUCAGCGUUUCGCAGCUGGCACGCUCAGAACCGCCAUUGUUCCAACCGUACCCUCAUCUUGUAGGGAUUAUACCUUCACACAGCGCGGUGAAAUAUUCCCUUUCAUUAAGUGAAGACCAGCGCUCUCAUCCAUUCAGCACCAAGAAGGUCGUGCCAAAAACAUUCUUCUUGGUGGACUUAACGAGAUUAGAUUCUUAUACCGAAUGAUGAACUGACUUCUCUUAAGCCACGGGGCCAACGGAGCUUUGUUCUCUACUUUCCGGAAGACUUAGCAACUUGGUGUGAAAUAUACAGCUUGGAACGUGUGGCAAUGAACUUCCGCACCCCUGAGAAAUAAGGAAUGAUUGCCUGGCAUUUGGAGGGGUGUUUUUCUGUGCUCCCACCUGUUCUCGGUGAGUAAUAUAGAACUCACGUGAAACCACCGUUAUCUAGUAGCCAAGCGAGUAAUGCUAACUAACGGGUAUUGAGUGGUGAACUUUACGUCCUUCGUUGCCGUGGAAAGCUGGUAAAUUUAUUUUGCAGACACUUGAUAAUGGAGAGACAUCCAUUGUUGCAUCAGGGUUAUUCACGACCUGCCUGUGGACACCAAGAAGAAUAUGGCCAAACGGAGAGUACGGGUAACCAGAGGUAGUAUUUAAAGCUGACGGCGCUGGUAUCUUGGAGAAUACAAUGUCUUCACCUUCGGGUUCCAAUGAGUGGUGCUACGUGCUUAUCCUGACCAUGCUGUGGACCUGUAUCGAACCGCAGUCCUGUCCUCCGCCGUGUGUGUGUAGCGGGAGACCUUUCCCUAAUCCUGACCAAAAUGUGUCCUGCCAAAAUCUCGACCUAAGCACCAUUCCUGACGGACUUCCAAACAGUGCCAGAAUCUUGCGUUUAGGAGGGAAUUCUAUCAAGACAAUAACGUCAGAUCGACUUAGUGAGCUUCAGGAUUUGCGGACGUUGGACCUGAGUGCAAAUCUGAUCUCGGACAUCGCUGAGAACGCAUUUGCAGGAUUGGUGAGUCUCCACACACUCGAUCUGACUGCGAAUAAGCUCGAAUCUAUUUCUUCAUCAAUGUUUGAGGGGUUGGAAAACUUACAGAACCUAAGUCUGAGACGCAAUCCUGUGGUAUGUCUCAGAAAGUAUACAUUUUCUGCCAUCCCGUCUUUGAGGUUCUUAGAUUUAGGAGAGUUGACCAAACUUCGAGCCAUUUCAAAGAGAACAUUUUACGGAAUACCGCACAUAGUGAAUUUGAAUAUGGCCAGGUCUAAUUUGAUUGUUGUGCCUUAUAUGAAUUACUUAAACAACACGGCAGAGUUGGACCUCUCUCGCAACAACAUAACGGCGGUAUCAGCAGUUGACUUCCAAGGACUAUCCCAACUCAGCAAGCUUGUAUUGUCAUCCAACAAAAUAUCAAGAAUCCAGAGAAAUGCUUUCGACGAUCUGUCUUUGCUCUCUGACUUGGACCUGUCCAACAAUUCGUUGACGAUGCUGCCGUAUGGUCUGUUUGAUAACAUGCUGUCUGUUGUAAAGAUCGAUCUUCGUGACAAUCCCUGGAGCUGCACCUGCGAAGCGACUUGGUUGAGUCAGUGGUUUAAGGAUAAUAUGAACGACAAUUCUCGGACUACUCUGUGUGGGAAAUGCAGAUCCCCUUCAGCAUGGAGGAAUACGGCGAUGUGUGAGGUACCUCUGGAGAGCCUCAAGUGUUCCCCACCGAGGAUUACUGACACUCAAGGCCUGGUCAACGUGUCGGAAGGUGAUAGCACUGCGCUUCUCUGCCGAACCACGCGGGACGCCGGCAUAAACUGGAUCACGCCAAACGGGACGAACAUCAACAAACGAGGGGCAUUCAAAGUGCGUAUCAAGCUGACGCCAGAAGGAAAUUUGAACAUCACCAACGUAAGCAAAUCCGAUGAGGGUGUCUACCGCUGUAUAGCGAAGAAUACAGCUGGCAUUUCAGAAAUAGAUACCGUGUUGAAGGUACCCGGGAGACUACCGGUUUCUGUGUCAGCUGCGACGGAGAUGCCGGUCAUCGAAGAGCUGUUGGAGGACCAGUUUGACUCAGCCAUAUGCGCUGUUAGUACCACCCUGAAUGACAGAUCGACGCCGAAAUCCAUACCAGUGCCUCCGGUGAGAGUAAGACCAAAGUUCGUUCCGCCGACGGACGACAUUUUCAUUGCGCAGCCAGACUCUGGUAAAGACUCGUCAACAGUAGAUCACAAGAUGUAUAUCAUAGCCUCUAUAUCGUCCGUUGUAGCACUGGGAAUCGUCAUCUGGGUAACAGUCAUCGUAACCAAGAAGUGCUCCAAGUGGAAACGCAAGAGAAAAAUGAUGAAAAAGAAAAGAAUGGACCGAAAACAGGUGGACUGCCCCAGCACACCCACUUGUUUAAAAAGCAUAGAACAAGAUGAACCUAUCGAACUCCCUGACGUCUACAAUAUUUGUAAUGGCGGUAGCUUUUAUACCAAAGGCGUGAUGGCAUUCCCUACCGAAGAGACCAUAGUUUAAAUAGCACGAUCACUGACUACAUAAUUUUCUAUCUAUAUAAAAGACAUCAAAGAGUGUUGCCUUUAAUUUUGAUCUAUUGAAUGUACAGUUUAUCUGGGAAAAGCAGAUUUGUCAUUAUGGUUUUUAUCAGUGGCUAACAUUUAGCAGAUCUGGAUUUUUUAGAUAUGAUGUACACACUGUAAAUAAAAGAUGAUGACGUUUUCUUAC
Branchiostoma floridae (Florida lancelet) is the source of this 3556-nucleotide messenger RNA. Its product is annotated as leucine-rich repeat-containing protein 4B-like. NCBI's taxonomy places the organism in Eukaryota, Metazoa, Chordata, Leptocardii, Amphioxiformes, Branchiostomatidae. Gene Ontology annotation, molecular function: protein binding. Bases 1532 to 3349 code for a protein of 605 amino acids. The transcript has 2 exons. The record is from RefSeq and is a predicted model, not a curated record. Gene Ontology annotation, cellular component: plasma membrane.